Mercurialis annua (annual mercury) is the source of this 2207-nucleotide messenger RNA. RefSeq lists its product as uncharacterized. The transcript has 4 exons. The coding region runs from base 357 to 2207 and encodes 616 amino acids. The record is from RefSeq and is a predicted model, not a curated record. Lineage: Eukaryota; Viridiplantae; Streptophyta; Magnoliopsida; Malpighiales; Euphorbiaceae.
CUAGGAAUGCGGAACACUGCCAAUUUACCGUUGGGAGCUGGUCUCCCAACGGUAAAUUAAAUGCGUUCCGCAUUCAUGGAAUGCGGAACGCAUUUAAUUGGCCGUUGGGAGACCAGCUCCCAACGGUGAGGCUGCCUAUAAAAGGGAUGGGGGGUUUUUGAUUUGUAAGAAAAAAUAGUUACUAAAUCAAAGAAAAAAAAUGAGAGUAGAGGGGAGAAAAAAAAGUAGUUUCGAGGUUAUAUUUUGAAAAAUAUUUCGGGAAAAAGUUGGAAGAAGUUAUAUUUCGGAGCUAAACGGAUCUAUUCGUGAAGUGUUAUAUUUUUUAUUCGAUAUUUAUUUAAAGGACUACAAGAGAAAUGACGAGUCCAAAUAUAUCUUUGUUGAUAUGGUGUGAUGGCCGUAUUGUGAGUUCUCCGUGUGGAAUAGAAUACCACGGGGGUCGUCCGGUUAAUAUGGCGCUUAGCGAGAGAAUGAGUUUCGAGGAAUUACAAAAUAUUUGUAGAAGAGCAGUUUCUACCGACGGGGAAGUAGAAAUUUCAAAAAUCUACUUCCGGCUUCCAAGAAUAGUUGAGGGUGCGAUACGGUCGUACUCGUUGUUUUCUGUGGAGAAUAACGAGCAUGUAUUUGGAAUUCUGAACGAGGUCGUGCGGUAUCCGCAACUCGAGAUUUUGGAAUUGUACGUGGAAUACGAGGCCGUGGUUCGCAACAAGACUUUACUAGAUCAGUUGGUCUUAGGUGAUUCAAGCGGGUCUGAGAGGGGUAGUGGUGAAGAGGAAGAAGAGGAAGAAGAGGAUUUCUACGACAGCAACGAAGAGGAUGUCGAGGAAGACUUAGGAGCAGAUUCACAAUAUGAGUCGCAACUUCCUGAGCAUGUAAGAACGGCGGAUCUUUGCGACUUUGACGUCGCCCCAGAGGAUGAUGAAAAGAUUAUGUGGGAUCCUGGGAUGGAAUUCCGAGUAGGGAUGGUAUUCCCAAAUCGCGAUGCCGUCCGAGCUUGUGCGACUACUUAUUCGGUCGGGGUGGGAAGAGAGUUCAAGGGUCGCCGGACUACCAACUCGACAAUAGUGUUGGCUUGCAGGCAGAACCCUGUAUGUAAAUGGUGGCUGCGCGCUACACUUCUGCAAGCAACUCAGACGUGGACGUUGACAAAAUAUAUUGGCCCGCACACGUGCAAUCAGCUGUUACCUGAUCCAAACCAUCGGAAUUUUGGGUCUGUUGCAAUCGCAGACUAUAUCAAGGGUCAAGUAAAGCUGCAACGUGAUAUACGGAUCGAUACCCUCAGAGCUGGAAUUUGGCAACAACUUGGAGUUAGGCCUCCGUAUAAACGAACCUGGAAUGCAAAGGAAAAGGCAAUAGCUGAUGUUUACGGUGGCUGGUAUGAAUCAUUUGGUAUGGUUCACAAGUUCAUGAACGAGAUGAUGCAUGUCAACCCUGGAUCUUUCUGGGAUGCAGAAGGCGCUGAGGUGUACACCGACGGGAUCCUUCAGCCGAAAGUCGUAACGUUCAUCCGAAUGUUCUGGACUUUCAAACCGACAAUUGAAGGGUUUCGUUUUUGCAAGCCAGUUUUGUUCGUCGACGGUACUCAUUUGUAUGGCAAAUACAAAAUGACCUUGUUGAUCGCGUCGGCAAUCGAUGGGAACAGUCACAUCAUGCCACUGGCAUUUGCACUUGUUGAAUCUGAAAGUACUGCCAGUUAUGAGUACUUUUUUGAACAUUUGCGUGAGCACGUGAUUUGCGAAAGGAAGGUGGCCAUUAUAUCUGAUCGGCACGCUGGAAUAUUGUCGGUUCUGAAGCGUCCUGAAUGGGCCGGUGUCGCCCACAAGUUUUGCAUCAGACAUUUCUGUAGUAAUUUUCAGACCAAGUUUAGGAACAAGGUUUUGAAGAAGCUGGCGGAUAAAGCAGGCCGAGCAUAUCAGAAGCACAAGUAUAAACGCUACAUGGCAGCGAUCGAGAUUAGAAGCCCAGAAGCGUAUGCAUGGCUGACUAAGCAAGAAAAGCGGCCUAAAGAAAAGUGGACAAGGGUGUAUGACAAAAAAGGGCAACGACACAAUGUGAUGACAACUAACUAUGCUGAGUCUGUCAACGCGACACUGAAGAAUAUAAGGGGGCUUCCGAUCACAUCAAUGCUUGAGGCAAUUUUUGCGCGGAUGGUUAAAAUGUUCGACACGCGUUGGAAGACGUAUGAGGAUUCUAGGAAUGCGGAUUAG